Molecule: messenger RNA, 3357 nt
Organism: Funneliformis geosporum
Lineage: Eukaryota; Fungi; Glomeromycota; Glomeromycetes; Glomerales; Glomeraceae
Source: the annotation of a GenBank genome assembly
AUGGCGUAUAAAAAUUCUCUGCCGAAUUCUCAAGAUAGAUGGAAAGUUUCUGAUACUUAUAAUACUUUAUAUAGCGAGAAAAACAUUCACAACGAAAUCACUUUGUCUCUGGUAGACUCGGCAGAUACGAAAAGUAAUAAACAUGGAAUUUCGGAAAAACUAAGUUAUACUACAAAAGAUAAUAUUAAUAAUUCAACCACAAUGCCUUUGCAACCAAAAGGGAGUUCAUUUGUUACGAUGGCUUUAUUGGCCACCCAGAUACAGGCUUUAGAAUCGGAACUUAUAACGGUUGGGAAGAGGAAAAAAUCGAAACGAAAAAAUAAUUUUGAUCAAAUUAAUACUUCUUUAUCAUCUAAAUAUGAUGAAAAAAUUCAUUCUCCGAUAAGUCUUGAGAAUGACCUUCUACAAUAUAAAAAACAUGAAAGAGAUGAUAGUUAUUCAGAUUCAAGUUUACAAUUUCUUUCAUCGAAUAAUUCGGUUAGCGCAACCAGCACACGUCUUACAACUCCAGUUGACUCGAAUUUUGAUUUUACGAAAUCUGAACUUUCCCCACCAAAUACGGAUGUUAAAAACUCAUUCAACGUUUAUCAGAAAGAUGUAGAAGAAAUUCAAUUUCUCACAAACAAACUUGAAGAACAACAACAGCAACACAGGGGAGAGCUUGAAAAAUUACGAAAAGAACAUAUUACUCAAUUAAAUAAAACAAUGCUAGAUUAUGAAAAGUCAAUAAAUGAUCAAAAGAAAGAAUUUGAAAUAGCUAUUCGAGAACUUAAAAAUAUUAUGGAAAAAGAAAACAAAACAAAAAUGGAUAAAUUAAGAAAAGAAUUGACUAAUCAAAGUAAAGGUAAUGAAGAAAAAAUGAUGAAUGAACUAUCUAUUCGUUAUGAAUCUCGAACAGAAGAAUUAAUGAGGCAUCAUGAUAUAGAAAAGAAUAAAAUUGUAAAGGAAUUAAAGUCCAUGAAAAAGUUAAAAGAAAAGUCGGAGGAUGAGUUAAUAGAAAAUAAAAAGAUUUUCCAAAGUGAAAAACGGUCCAUUAGGCACGAAUAUGAGAGAGAGAUAGAAAUACUUCGUGAUGAACAUGUAAAUCAGUUAGAUUCCAUGAAGCGAGGAGAAACCAAAAAAGCUUUUAUGCAAAUAAGGGAUCAAUUAGUCCGCAUGAGAAGGGAUGGAGAGAAGGAACUACGGAAUAGGAUGGGAGAACUAAUGCAUGAAUUGAGUGAAAAAGAAGCUGCCGAGAAUUCUUGGAUCAAAUAUAAACGAGAAAAGGAAUCCACUUUAUUAAAUUUAAGAAUUCAGCUGAGUUCUUUGGAAACGACAAUUCAACAAAAAGAAACCAAAAUAGUUGAAUUACAGGAUGAGCACGCUCGUUCAUGGAAGGAAAUAUGUGUUCUCAAUAAGAAUAAGGAGAAUACCACUAAGAUGAUAGAAACGUUCCAACAAAAAACUGAAGAGAUAAUUAAGGAUUUGAAACGACAAUUGGAUGUUAAGACAAAGGCAGAAGGAGAAUUUGAGCCAAUUGUCAAGACGCUUCGUGAACAAUUAAAUGGUGCUAAUGAGGAGCUUUCGAACUUACGAGUUCAACUAUACGAUUUAGGACUAAAAUUCAAUGAAGAAAAAGAACGUUGUGAAGACUUGGAAAGACUGAUCGAAAAUAAAUCAGAUUUGAUAAGCAAACUUCAACUUCAAUUGGAACGUAGGAAAGCUGAAAGUGAAGAAUUAGAAUCAAAUAAGAAGAUGGAUUUACAAAAUUUCAAAGACAGACAAGAACAAUCCAUAAUGUUACUUCGUACGAAUUUGAAAACUGACCAUAAAAAAGAAUUACAAGAACUUCGUGAUCGACUUGUGAAAGAAUAUGAAAUUAAAUUAAAAGAAUUAGCCGAUCAUAAUUCGAGGAUAGAGCGAAAUAGUGUACAAAAUUCUGAAACUGUAGAGGAAUUAAAAGAAACAACUCGUCGUCUCGCAGGUGUAGAGUCUGCUUUUAAAGAAUUAAAUGCUAAACAUCAACAACUUAUACAUAAAAAUCAGCAAUUGACAAAUGAAAUUUCCUUUUUUCGUUCUAAAGUUGAACAACUUGAGACUGAUAAUCUUGAUUUAAAAGAAAACAAUAUAUUAGUCACAUCAGAAAAGGUAAAGGUGGCCGAAGAACUGAAGGACUCAAAAGAUGAGAUGAAACGAUUUCAGGAUGAGUGUUCAAUAAUAAGAAAUAAAAUGAUUGAAUUGGAGAAUGAACGUGAUAGAUUUCAAGAAAUUGAAUCUCAAAGAGUCAGAUUGGAUCAUGAACUAGCAAAACUUAAAUCUGAUUAUAGUAUAAAGAUAAAGGCAACUGAAGAAAUGACUAAUGAUUUAGAAACCGUUGAAAAACAAAAAGAGUCUCUAUCCAAAUUAUUGGAAGAACAUCAAAAUGGUAUGCAAACUUUUAUGAAAGCAAUUGCAGCUGAACGAGGGACUUGGUCUCAGAAAGAAUCCGAUCUUAUUUCUAAUUAUGAAAUUGAACUGAGAGAUAGAGAUUCAGAAUUAGAAGGACUUCGUAGUGAAUUGGUUCAUAUUAAGAAACAUUCUGACGGGUUAGAACAACGUUUGCAAGUAUCUCAAGAAUAUGAAAUAAAACAAUUAGAACUAGCACAAAAAUAUGAAGAGGCGUUACGAGAAUGUGCAAAUAAAGAAAAUGAAAUAUUAGACCUUAAAAUGUUUAAAAAACAAUCACAAGCACGUAUUGAAAGUUAUGAGUCUUCAACAAGCCGUUUGACAUCAAAGUUACGGACCAUUGAAGCUGACGCUGAUCGAGUAAAACAAAAUGCGGAUGUAAAAAUAAGUGACCUUCAAAGCCGACUUAGAGUUUCAAUGACAGAAAUCGAAGAUUUACAUAAUCAAGUCUCGGAUCUUAAACAAAAACUCAUUGAGAGGGAGGCUAUGAUACAAAAUCAUUCCCGUACUAAAAGUCGAGAUGGUCCUAACGAUACUUUUAAAUUAAAUUCACUUACAAAGCAAAUUGAAAAAUACAAAGCUACUCAACAGAAUCUCGAAGCUCAAAUAGCAGAUCUUACCCAAAAACUCCAAAAAGUACACCAAGAAUAUAAAGAAGAAAAAUCCCAUAUUUUCAAUGAUCACCAACGAUCACUGCAAGCGUUGAAGCAGCAGCAAGAUGAUGAAAUUACAAAGAUAAACACAACGAUGCAAUCACGACUAACAACACUUGAAAAACUCCAACGUAAUAUAAAAAAUGCUACAGAUCAUUUAAGUAAUGGUAACGAACAACGUUUGUCAGAAUUAGAGAAUUCUUUGAGAGAGUCACGUUCCAAAUGUGAGAAAUUGAAUGAUAAACUUAAUAUAGAAUCUUUGGAAGAAGAAUUACAAGAG